UAACUGCCUGUUCGGGGGCAGAACGACAGAUUUGUACCUUGUCAGCUCGGGGUUUGAACUCGCAACCUUCCGGUUACUAGUCCAACACUCUAACCACUAGGCUACGCUGCCACCUCAUUGUGAGGUGUUGUUUGUUUUUGUACACAUUCUAUUCGGAGCUCUGUUUAUUUCCAUUUUAGUUCCCUUCGUGUAUCAUAGUUUUUGGCUAUCCUCACGUCCUUGCCUUUACUUUUGCUUUUCCUGUUCUCUUCCUAUUGCCUGAUCUCCCGGACUACGUUACUAGCCUUUUUCCCUGCCUGUACUGUUCCCUUUUUGGAUUCCCUGUGUAUGACCUUCUGCGUGUCCCUGGACCCUGCUACCUGCCUCCUCCUGUGGUCAUUUACUAAAUAAACACCUGCUGCGUCCUGCACUUGAAACUAGAAGUCUGUCUCUGAUCAUACUCAUUACAAUAGGCCUACCCCUUGUUAGCUUAAUUUACUGCAGUAGGCUAAAUCAGGGUCACACUCUUGGUCGUCUUAAACAAAUCUACUUUGAAACAAGUAUACACUUUACACACAUGUUUAUGCGCUUAAAAAACACAUCUGUACCAUGUCAGAUAUAAAGUUGAAAUGUAUUAUAUUUUUGAGUUUGCAACCCAAUAUUACACAUUAUAUACACUACCGUUCAAAAGUUUGGGGUCACUUAGAAAUGUCCUUGAUUUUGAAAGAAAAGCACAUUUUUUUUGUCCGUUAAAUGUCACGCCCUGGUCUGUUUCACCUGUCCACCAUCUGGCAUACACGGUAAAACGCCUCCUGGGUGUUUCGACCACGGGGAAGGGGUUUCCUGUACCUGGUUGACUGGGAAGGUUACAGCCCGGAGGAGAGGUGCUGGGUUCCCACUACAGACAUCCUGGAUCCAGCCCUCAUCACCGACUUCCACUGCCGACACCCCGGUCAACCAGACAGACAGACGUCGAGUUGGGUCCGAGUGUCAUUAUGAGAUGUCGUCUCUCAGCGCCUCCUUCGUGCAAAUCAGGUUUGAUGACAUCCACUUCUAUGAGAACUGCGGCGGUGGCAGCUUCGGGAGCGUGUACCGAGCCAGGUGGAUCUCUCAGGACAAAGAGGUGGCGGUGAAAAAGCUACUCAAGAUCGAAAAUGAGGCUGAAAUCCUCAGUGUGCUCAGCCAUCGCAACAUCAUUCAGUUCUAUGGGGCGAUCCUUGAAGCACCCAACUAUGGAAUCGUCACCGAAUAUGCCGGUGGAGGGUCCCUGUAUGACUAUCUGUCCAGUGCAGAGAGUGAGGAGAUGGACCUGGGACAGGUUAUGACUUGGGCCAUGGAGAUUGCCAAAGGCAUGCACUAUUUACACUCAGAGGCCCCGGUCAAGGUUAUCCACAGGGAUCUGAAGUCCAGGAAUGUGGUUGUGACGGCAGACAAAGUUCUUAAGAUCUGUGAUUUUGGGGCAUCCCGGUUCCACUCCCACACCACACACAUGUCCCUGGUAGGCACGUUUCCCUGGAUGGCCCCGGAAGUCAUCCAGAGCCUGCCCGUGUCUGAGACCUGUGACACGUACUCCUACGGUGUGGUUCUGUGGGAGAUGCUCACCCGGGAGAUUCCCUUUAAAGGCCUGGAGGGAUUACAAGUCGCCUGGCUGGUGGUGGAGAAGAGUGAGAGAUUAACCAUUCCCAGUAGCUGCCCAACUAGUUUCGCUGAGCUGAUGAGGAAGUGCUGGGUGACUGAGCCAAAGGAAAGACCAAUGUUCAAACAUAUCCUUACAACCCUGGAGUCCAUGUCCAAUGACAGCAAGCUUCCUGAACAGUGCAACUCCUUCCUACACAACAAGGCUGAAUGGAGCUGUGAGAUUGAGGCCACACUGGAGAGACUGAAGAAGUUGGAGAGGGAUCUGAGCAGCAAAGAGCAGGAACUGAAGGAGAGAGAACGUCGCCUGAAGAUGUGGGAGCGCAAGCUCAUUGAGCAGUCCAACACCCCGCUCCUUUCCAACCUUCAUAUUCAUUCCUGGACAGAGGAACAUGUGUACUUUUGGAUACAGCAGAUAUUUGGGGCAGGGGAGGGGGCAAGUGGAAUGCAGCUGUAUGGUGACCUGUUUAAGGAGAACCACAUUACAGGCAAGAGGCUGCUGCUGCUCACGGAAACGGACAUGCAAGACCUGGGGGUCAAGUCCAAAGGUCACAUCAUGCACCUCAAGAGGGAAAUUGAGAAGCUAACCAAUGACUACAUUGGGCUCUUCCACUUCCCUCCACUAAUGAAGGAUGAGUGUGCAGAGGAGGAGGAGGAGAUGAGGAAGAUUGUUCAUCUGGAGCUGGUGUUUGGGUACCACUGGAAAGCGGGAACAGGUCACUCGGACUGCAAAUGGAAAAUGUACAUUGAGCUUGACGGAGAUGAAGUUGCAAUAACGUACAUCAAGGAUGUGACCUUUAAUGCCAACAGACAGGAUGUGGAUGUCCUGAAGAUGACCAAGCCUCCAUUUGUGAUGGACAAAUGGGUAGUUGGACUAUGGGAGAAUGAGGUUGUUGACUGCAUUGUAAAUUAUGAGAAUGAUGUGAGAUCACCCAGGUGUACGAGACAUAGCCAUGCAGUGAGCUGGAACCCCACCGGUGGACGAGAUGAGAUCAAGACUGUGGAGCUGCUGAUAGAAACAGCUCAGUUAAACAUUGAAGGAAACCCCAGAAGCAGAUCAAACUCAAAAGAUGUGGAUCCCAGAUGGUUGUACAACCUGAGACAGAGGCAGCUGAAGAGCCAGUCAGCAGCACAGCAGCAUGGUGCCCAGACCCCCACCGGAGGCUCAGAAACCCGCACCCUGUCUCAGUUCCUGUCUGCAUAUGGAGAUCAAGCCUCUUCCUACGCUGCAGCAGUGCGGAGGUCUCCCAACAGCCCCCUCUCUCCCUGGUGCUCCCGCAGCUCGUCCCCUACCGCAGGCCUGUCCGCCAUGCUCUCCCCCCUCUACCUGGGGUCAAAGGGCAGCAGCCCCUCCAGCACCACCUCCGAGAGUCCCUUGGAGCGCGAACGCCUGCUCACUGCCGGGGAAGUGCAAGGUUACCACAGGCACAGAAGCUACAUUGACAACUCAUUGAGUGCAACAAGGGGCCACAACAGAGACACGUGGUCCCAUACAAGGGGCAACUUCACACAGAAUAAGUCAAGCAGAACCACACAGCAAAUGGGGAGGCCCCGGACCAAUAAUUACAGUGUAGCAGGUCAGAACGGAGCCAGGGUGAUACCGGGCAUAUCGGCGGUGGUGGAAAACCUCAGUACAGAGCAAGAGGGAGCUAAAGUCAGUGAGGGGGGAUGGAUCAAAGUGGAGCGCCAGAAAAGGUUACCUCGACAGGACAAUAAACAGGCCAGAGGAAGACAGAGGAGAGGGUGUAGAGGUGGCCGUGGUGGACGAAGCGGAGAAUCAUUUGCUGUUUGAAAGUGUUAACAUCUCUUAACAGACUGGACAUCAGGUUUCCUUUGAACAUUAACCUUCACACAACUUCUAUAUAUACACAUUUUCUCUCUGGGGGGGGGAUCUUUCUAUGUUAUUUGAGCUAGGGAGAAUUGUGUUUUAGGGAAUGCACCCAAUUCAGUCUUUUAGGGCAGAUUUCUGAAAUGUACUGUACACACUCAAAUAUUUUGGGGAUUUAGCAUCUACAUAUAAUUUGUAGUUGUAUAUUGUGAACUAUUGUACAUAAGCCUAUUGUAAAUUGUAUAGCCUACAUUGUCCUAAUCUUUUUAUAUAUGAGAUAUACUGUAUAGCUAGAUAAUUAUUUUACUAUAAUAAAAAAAAAGUUAAUCUACUUAUGGAUUCAUAAA
Oncorhynchus gorbuscha (pink salmon) is the source of this 3789-nucleotide messenger RNA. RefSeq names its product mitogen-activated protein kinase kinase kinase 20-like. Gene Ontology annotation, cellular component: cytoplasm. Lineage: Eukaryota; Metazoa; Chordata; Actinopteri; Salmoniformes; Salmonidae. Bases 980 to 3406 code for a protein of 808 amino acids. The transcript has 20 exons. The record is from RefSeq and is a predicted model, not a curated record. Gene Ontology annotation, molecular function: ATP binding; protein binding; protein kinase activity. Gene Ontology annotation, biological process: protein phosphorylation.